AUGACUUGGGAUCGAUAUGAACUUGGCCAAAAGAACAUUUUUUACGAUGAAAAGAGACCCCUGAUCCCGGUCAACGUGUUCCCUCCGCACGUAGAGCGCGUACGGAGACUAAUCACGGACCUUUCUUGUGUAGUCAACGGGGAAGGCUUGGUCAAUAAGAAUGGGCUUAUUUCCGAUGAUAAGUUGAAGCCUUCACUAUAUGGCCCGGAUCCAGAUCCUUCCCUAGUUGCGGCGCAGAAGACUCUGAGCAAGGCGCACAGUCUCGUCAACGGUGGCUACAAAGAGCCGAAGUGGCAGACCUUCUUCGACGCGGACUUUUUCCAGAGACUUGACGGUUCUCUUUCAUCAUCCAAAGAUGAUACUAGACGCGUGUCAUACAACAAAUAUUAUUACGACGCAAUUACGAGAGAGACCGAUGUGCUCUGGGACCUGUUUCAAAAAGAUAAGGAGGCCGGAAUAGGGCCAUUUGAGAGCCGCAGUUGCCCUAAACCGGACCAAGCUUUCUUCCUUCCCAUUUAUCACGACCGCCAUCCGGCCGGCAUUCCUACUGUGGUAGACCCCAAUGCUAGACAGUGGAAUAGGGCUCAAGAGAUAUCAGCCACGGAACCGUUUACAUGGUCAACGCUUCAAAAAUUACACGGAUUUGGCCUCCAACCAGCACCUUCCCGCCUUUUUGAAAAACCACCACUGGAAGCCAAUCUCAAAUGCUACCCUUGGCUUGUAGUCGAACACAAGAGAGAGGAGCAGCCCGUGCGAGAUGUGUGUUGCCAGGCCGCUAAUGCUGCAGCGUGCGCAAUUGGUUUGAUUAGGCACACAGCUCAGUAUGCUGUAAAGCUGCCGAAACAUGCGCACAUCCCCCCCAUACCCGUCAUCACUACUAUCGGACCUAGCGUCACAGUAUGGAUCAUGUAUUAUGCCACAGAUUUCGACGCCCCGUGCGGCCACCGAGAAACCACAGAGGUAACAGUGAAGAGACGCAAAGAGGGAUGUAUUAUGCGCGUUAUUUGGAACGGUGAAAUGACCAAGCUUGCUGACGUUGUUAUGUUCCAAAUGAUCCUUGACAACGCGCAUACCUGGGCCACACGAGCUUUUAAACCUUUAAUGUCUUCGUACAUUGAACAGUGGCAGCAUGUAUUCGAUGAAUCAACUGUCAGCUUAACUUCUGGUCAUAGUCCGUUCUUCCUGUCAAAGAAACGUCGCGAAAAGACAGUUGAGCAGCGACGAGCCAUUCUUCCGAUAGUCCAAGGCCUGUUAGAUGACCGAGCCUCCUUGGAACUUGAUGAAAUGGCCAAUACGAAGGUGACUCCUUUAUUUCUAGGCUUACUAAUGCAUCAAAUCUGCUCGUCGGAGAAGGAGUUUAUAACUAGUGAAGUUGAUAGAGUCGUUUCUCAGAAAUUAGAGGGGCUGUCCAUGAAGGGAUUGGCAGCUGGUAAGCGGUAUAGUUCCCGAGGAGGAGAGAAUGCCCAAUCUCAGUCACAGUCUGAUUCCUAUUCUAACUACCAGGAAUCGAUUUUCGGGUCGCGUCAAACCAGUCAAUACUUGCAACUUGACGACGAUGACCCGAACGACUCCGACUACAGGCCGUCACAAGAUUCUUCAGCUUCUGUUCAAACGACAUCCUUUCUGGCUCUUGAGCCUCCUCAUUCAAAUACUACAGAUGUCUUUCCUUCAGACUAUCCGUUUUCUUUCCAUAGUUUGACGCGGGGUACUUCAAAAGGUUCGGAAGUCCAGCCAUCAGCAUCGAAAGCAGAUCGCCUCUUCAAUAGCCCCGACGAAGAUGGACGGGGAACCCCAUCUAUCUCUGGCGGCCAGAUUACUCCAAAGCCGAUUCGCUCACCGCUGCUCUCUAUACUUAUGUCUGGAGGCUCAGGUUCGCUAGCUGGAAAUGUGUCUCGAGAGAUAUCUAAGGGAACAACACCUUCUGGGCCACCGGUCUUCACUGGUCGAUCACCACCUGAAAGGCGGGGAUUGUCUCCCGGACGACAAUUUGGCCAG
Molecule: messenger RNA, 1995 nt
Organism: Fusarium oxysporum Fo47
Lineage: Eukaryota; Fungi; Ascomycota; Sordariomycetes; Hypocreales; Nectriaceae
Exons: 4
Source: RefSeq, a predicted model, not a curated record